AUGUCAGCCCCUCAGUCGAUUGUCGUUUUUGGCGACCAAACCACCGACUUCAAACCAGGUCUACGCCAGCUGGUUGGUGUUGAAAAUAACGGUGUCUUGUCAUCGUUUUUUGAAUGCGUCUACUUUAACCUCCGUCAGGAGAUUUCCCAUCUCGGUUCCACCGAGAAGCAACUCUUCCCUCGUUUCACUAGUAUCAUCGAUCUGCUGGCGCGCUAUGAAGAAACCGAUGGCCAUGCCGUGCUAGAAUGCACCCUCACCACAAUCUACCACCUUGCGUCCUUUAUUAAGUUUCAUACUGAUACUGGUAAAGACUACCCUAGUCCGACAAAUACUCGGGUUAUGGGCUUGUGCACUGGACUGUUCGCUGCAGCAGCAGUGAGUUCUUCUAAGUCUAUGGCAGACCUGCUGCCGGCCGCGGUAGAAGCUGUUAUGACUUCCCUGCGCGUCGGGCUGCGUGUCUUCAAAAUGGGCCAGAUAAUAGAACCUUUCGCCAAAGCAUCCGAUACCUGGUCGGUAUUGGUUCCUGGAACUCGCGCCCAAGAUGCAGUGGGAAUUGUCCGGGCUUAUACACAUCAAAAUAAACUCUCAGUUGGCUCUCAACUCUACGUCAGUGCCGUCUCCGCCAACAGUGUGACUGUCAGUGGCCCUCCCGCUCAAAUUCAGCGGUUCAUCACCAACAAUCCCACCAUCCGCAGCUACGCCAAUACCCAGAUUCACGCACCCUACCACGCGCCACACCUGUUUGACGACUCGGAUAUAGAGGCACUCGCAUCGGCUGAGAAGCUGCCUGCAGAGCUCGUUUCUCGAACACCAGUCUUACCCUUCAUAUCCAGCGUCACUGGACAGCCUGUCCAGGCAGAUGACUUCGUCACACUGCUCAAAACGGCAGUGAAAGAGAUUUUGCGGGAGCCAUUGCGCCUGGACAACAUCUUUGAACAUGUACCCCGCAGCAUCUCGGCGGCUGGCACUGGUUCUUGCAACGUUUUGACCUUUGCUACCGGUAUUGGUUCGUCCCUGGCUACAAGCCUUAAGAGCCAGAAUGUAGAUACAACCCUGAUUGACCCUUCCUCGGGCAUACAGGACAAGCGCAGUGACACCAAUCCACGAUACUCGACUGCUCGGGCUAAGAUUGCCAUCAUCGGUCUGUCCGGUCGGUUCCCUGAAGCUGCUGGGCAUGAGCAGUUCUGGAAGCUACUUGAAAAGGGUCUCGAUGUCCACAAACCGGUGCCAUCUGAUCGCUUUGGCAAAGACCACUACGAUCCUACCGGAAAGCGGAAGAACACGAGCAAAGUUCAGAACGGCUGUUGGAUCAACGAGCCCGGUAUGUUUGACCCUCGCUUUUUCAACUUGUCGCCGCGCGAAGCUGCCCAGGCGGAUCCUGGCCAGCGUUUGGCGCUGCAGACAGCCUAUGAGGCCCUCGAGAUGGCUGGCGUGGUGCCUGACUCUACGCCAUCCACCCAACGCGACCGAUUUGGAGUAUUCUAUGGUAUGACAAGUGAUGAUUACCGUGAGGUGAACAGCGGCCAGGACAUUGAUACCUAUUUCAUCCCCGGCGGCAAUCGCGCCUUCACACCCGGCCGUAUCAACUACUAUUUCAAGUUUAGCGGACCGAGUGUCAGUGUUGACACUGCCUGUUCGUCCAGUCUCUCUGCAAUUAACAUGGCAUGCAAUUCCCUGUGGCGCAACGACUGCGAUUCUGCCAUCGCCGGCGGAACAAACAUCAUGACAAACCCGGACAACUUUGCUGGACUAGACAAGGGUCAUUUCCUCACACACAAGGGAAACUGCAACACCUUUGAUGACGAGGCAGACGGCUACUGUCGUGCUGAUGCUGUCGGAACUGUGGUUUUAAAGCGACUUGAUGAUGCCCUGGCCGAUAAGGACCCGAUUUUGGGUGUCAUCUUGGGAGCAUACACAAACCACAGCGCUGAGUCGGUGUCGAUCACCAGACCUCAUGCAGGCGCCCAGGAGUUCAUUUUCCAGAAACUCCUCAACGAGUCGGGAGUGCAUAUGCACGACGUUAGCUACGUGGAAAUGCACGGAACCGGAACCCAGGCCGGCGAUGCAGCAGAGGCGACGUCUGUUUUGAGUGCUUUCGCGCCCGAUUAUACUCGAAAGCGAGAUCAACCACUUUACAUUGGAUCUGUCAAGUCCAAUGUGGGCCACGCCGAGUCGGCGUCUGGAGUGACUUCUCUCAUCAAGGUGCUGCUGAUGUUGCAGAAGAAUCUUAUCCCGCCUCACGUCGGAAUAAAAACCCGGAUUAACCAUACAUUCCCCACUGACUUUGAUGAGCGCAAUGUCCAUAUUGCCUUCAAACCGACGCCCUGGAACCCGCCCAAGGUAGGACCGCGACGCGCCUUUGUGAAUAACUUCUCUGCUGCCGGUGGCAACACCGCACUGCUAUUGGAAGAAGGGCCCAAGUACACUGAGAUAGCCCGGGCUGAUCCGCGCUCGACUCAUGUGGUAACGAUAACGGCCAAGUCACGGACUGCUCUGCAGAAGAAUAUCAACUCCCUGAUCUCCUUUAUGGACAAGUACAGCAAUGACACGCAAAAUAAUACUGAAUUUCUGGGAAGGCUGUCGUACACUCUAACCGCUCGCCGCAUUCACCACCCUUACCGGGUUGCCGUAUGUGGAUCGACAGUGGUUGAUAUUCAAAGCUCCUUGGAGGCAGUGGACUGUAACAUCGUGAAACCAGUGUCCGCCAGCCCGGGUCCGGUUGUCUUUGUCUUCACCGGCCAAGGAGCGCAGUAUGCCGGAAUGGGCCAACACUUGUUUGCCAACCUGUCUGAAUUCCGGACGGAUAUGUUGAUGUUCGACACUAUGGUGAGGCGUGAAGGACUGCCAUCUAUUCUUCCCUUAGUGGAUGGAACCGUCUCUGCUGACACCCCCAACUCCGAAAUUGAUCCCUUGGUCUUGCAGCUCGGUGCUACAUGCUUGCAGCUAGCCCUUAUUCGCUUUUGGAAAUCUUUGGGCAUUCAACCACGCUACGUGGUCGGUCAUAGUUUGGGUGAAUAUGCAGCCCUCACCGCUGCUGGAGUUCUCACGGCUAGUGACACGAUCCAGUUGGCCUGUGCCAGAGCUCGAUUACUGCAGCGCUACUGCCAUGUCGGGACACACUCUAUGCUUGCUGUUAGAGCUAGCCGAGAGUUACUCGCCCCCAAUCUCAACUCGAACGCCUGUGAGGUGGCCUGUGUCAACGGACCUGAGGAUACGGUGAUUAGCGGGCGCGAAAGUGCCAUCUCUAGUCUGGCGGAGCAGUUGAAGGCCGAUGGGGUCAAAUGCACCAAGUUGCAAGUGCCGUAUGCCUUUCACUCGUCCCAGGUGGAUCCAAUCCUUGACGAUCUCGAGGAGGCAGCUCGUGCCGUCACAUUCCACGAGCCAGCCAUACCGGUGAUUUCAUCCCUGCUCGGAGACGUUGUGACCAACGGUGGCGUAUUUGGACCGCAGUAUCUGCGACGGCACUGUCGUGAAAAGGUCGAUUUCCACGGUGCUCUCGUCGCUGCCCAACAGUCGCAAGUGACACCGCUCGAGAAGACAAUCUGGCUCGAGGUGGGUUCUCAUCCUAUCUGCUCUGCCAUGAUAAAAUCCACCGUUGGGGUGAAAGCAACCACGUUGUCCACCAUGCAUCGCAAGGAGGACACCUGGAAAACGCUUUCUGGCACGCUCGCCUCCUUUUAUCUCGCUGGAGUUGAACCGUCCUGGCGCGAGUAUCAUCGUGAUUUCGCUGCAUCCCAGCGAGUGCUGCAGUUGCCAACAUACAACUGGGAUAAUAAGAAUUACUGGAUCCAGUACAAACACUCGUGGGCACUGACCAAGGGUGAUGCUCCCAAAAUUUCAGAAAGCGAGGCCCAAUCCAAUGAAGACAAGUUUUCAACUUCGUCUGUUCAGUCAAUUGUCAGCGAGAAUCAGGAAAGCAAUGGAGCCACGGUUGUCAUGCAAUCUGACUUGUCGCACCCAGAGCUCCAGCGGAUGUGUAAGGGCCAUUUAUUAAAUGGUGUCCCCCUCUGCCCAUCGUCACUGUAUGCCGAUAUUGCUGAGACGAUGGGCAAAUACUUGCUCGGAACAUGCAAGCCUGAGCUCCAGGACUACGGUGUCGAUGUGAAGGAUAUGAGUGUCGAUAAACCCUUGAUUUUCCAGGGGAUCAACUCGCAACCAUUCCGGGCAUCCGUUACAGCGGAUUGGGGUACAAUGGACGCGAAGAUGACCAUUUACAGCGUAAACCUAGAAGGAACCAAGACAAUGGAACAUGCCACUUGCCGUCUGCAGUUUGCCGAAACAGGAAAGUGGCUGAAGGAAUGGCAACGCAUAUCGUAUCACAUCAAAAGAAGCAUUUUGCACUUGGAAACGGGUGUAGAGGAGGGCGUAUGCAGUCGUUUCCGCACUGGAAUGGCAUACAAGCUAUUCGCCGCUCUGGUCGACUACCAGCCAGACUACAAGGGAUUCCGAGACAUCAUCCUAGACAGCGAAUCCUACGAAGCGACAGCAACAGUCAAGUUCCAGACUCCUGCCCGCGGUUUCAAACGCAACCCCGUGUGGAUUGACAGCUGCGGUCAGUUAACCGGGUUUACGCUCAACGCCAACGAUGCCACCAGCAAGGACCAGGUUUACGUCAACCACGGAUGGGAAUCGGUUCGAUUCGCCAAAGAUCUUGAUUAUGAAAAGGUUUAUCGCACCUACGUGAGGAUGCUCCCCAUAGGUGGGACCAAAUACGCUGGCGAUCUGUUCGUCCUAGACGACGAUGAAAUUAUCGCCAUGUAUAGUGCAGUAACAUUCCAAGCCAUCCCGCGUCGCCUCCUUGAGAUAGCUUUACCAUCCCCUUCUCAGUCUAAAGCGUCAACUCCCUCAGCCCGAACAAAGUCUACGAAUCCCGUUUCAUCUUCGUCUUCUUCAAUCCAGUCAAAACAGUCAAGUAGUUCUGUUGCACCCGCUUCUUCCAAGGGAUCUAGUCAAAAAUCUUUGAAAAAAGUGAAGAAGGCUGAGAGCGAUUCGGCAUUGAUUAGCAAGGGAAGUGUCACCUCGGAGCCCAUAGUUUCCACAAAUGGCGCUCUGGGCCGAGCCCUAGCUAUCAUUGCAACGGAAGUGGGAGUUUCGACUCAGGAGAUGUCAAAUGACGACGACGCUAGUUUUGCGGACUACGGAGUUGAUUCUCUCCUCUCACUGACCAUCACAGGUAGGCUUCGCGAGGAACUUGACAUUGAGCUGCCAUCUUCUGUUUUCAUGGACUACCCAACAUUUGGCCAGGUCCAGGCAGUUCUUUCUGAAAAGACUGGAACUUCUGUAGCACCAUCAUCGUCUGGCACGCCGACUGAUGAUGAUUUCUCACUUAUCUCGGGUUCAGUCGGGGCUCCCACCGAGACAUCGACACCGCCAACUGAGCUCUCGAGCGAGGGUGUUAGUGGUAUUCAAGAGAUUCUUGCUGAGGAAAUCGGGUUGUCUCCCAGUGAGGUCGGCAGUGCCGAAAGUCUAGGAGAAUUAGGCUUGGAUUCUCUGCUGUCACUGACCGUGGUCGGUAGAGUUCGUGAGGAACUCGGUCUCGAGCUCCCAAAUGACUUCUUCAUCGUGAAUGGAACAUUGGAAGAGAUCCAAAAGGCAUUGGGGUCUAAGUCGGCAUGCGGCAACGAUAGCACGGAUGUUAUCGAACAGGCAACGGCCCGGGUUGCGAGGGAAAUGCCUGCUAGCAAGACGACAAGUGUGCCACCUGCGACAUCUAUUCUUCUGCAGGGAAGCCCUCAGACGGCGACUCAGAUCCUCUUCCUGUUCCCUGAUGGGUCUGGCUCGGCCACAUCAUAUUCAUCCCUUCCCCAGGUCUCUCCGGACACGUGUGUGUACGGGCUCAACUGCCCGUACGUGAAGAAGCCAGACGAGAUGAAUUGUCGGCUCGAUGAGUUGACGACACCGUUUGUGGCCGAAAUCCGGCGACGACAGCCCAAGGGUCCAUACAAUCUGUCCGGCUGGUCGGCGGGUGGUAUCUCUGCCUACGACGCUAUGCGCCAACUGUACGCUAUGGGCGAAAGAGUCGAGCGGCUGAUCCUUCUGGACUCGCCAAACCCAAUCGGACUUGAGAAGCUGCCGCCACGUCUAUAUGACUAUUUCGACAGCCUGGGACUGUUUGACUCGGUGCCACCAGCAUCCCGCUCUCGACUAAUCAAACACUUCCUGAUGUUUAUUGAUGCAUUGGAUACGUACAAGGCCCAGCCAUUCCCAGCCGAACUGGCACCAAAGACACACAUCAUUUGGGCCAAAGAUGGUGUAUGCAAGAGUGAUGAGGCGUCUCCCCUUCGUGAGGAUGACCCUCGCGAGAUGAAGUGGCUGUUGCUUGACCGGAGUGAUGUUGAUGUUGGCCCCAACGGCUGGGAUAGCCUUGUGGGAAAAGAGAAUAUUAACAUUGAAAUUUUGCAAGGAGCGAAUCAUUUCUCCAUGAUGCAUGGUGAGAAUGCGAAGAAACUAGCGGCGUUUAUUGGAAGGGCUAUGAAGUGA
Talaromyces rugulosus is the source of this 6480-nucleotide messenger RNA. RefSeq lists its product as uncharacterized. The record is from RefSeq and is a predicted model, not a curated record. Gene Ontology annotation, biological process: fatty acid biosynthetic process. The coding region runs from base 1 to 6480 and encodes 2159 amino acids. Lineage: Eukaryota; Fungi; Ascomycota; Eurotiomycetes; Eurotiales; Trichocomaceae. Gene Ontology annotation, molecular function: 3-oxoacyl-[acyl-carrier-protein] synthase activity; phosphopantetheine binding; fatty acid synthase activity. The transcript has 5 exons.